ACGGGCACAGUCCCGGUGCACGUCCCCAGGAGCAAUGGCAAGGUGGAGGCGGUGGGUGCCCCACGCCGAGGGUGCCAGCGGGGCAGCGAUGGGCUCCCCGGGGCUGGCGCUGGGAGGGUGACGGGCUCCGUGCUGUCUCUCCCUCCCCAGGCAGUGGUUGUGGGGUGAGAUGGCGUGGCGGGCGCUGGCGUUCUGCCUCUCCCUGGCCGCGGCGGCAUCCGCCGAUUGUGUGACCCAGUGCUCCCUCUGCGCGGUCCAGACCCGCGGUGCCGAGAGCAGCGUCCGGCCCCUGAUGUGCCUGUGGGAAUGCCAGGGCUCCUCGCCGCCCACUCCCGAGUGGGAGACGUGCAGGAAGGCGCUGGCGCUCCUGGCUCCGUUGGUGGCCCUGGCCGAAGGGACAGAACCAUUCCCUCGGGAGGUGGAGGAGGACGAGGCAGAGCCGGAGCAGGAGCUGGUGGGUCCUGGGGAGCUGCCGCUGGCACCGGCCAAGCGCUAUGGGGGCUUAAUGAAGAAGAUGGCCAAGGGGAAGCUGCUCUCCUUGCUACGCGAGAACGCCCACAGCAAGGGUGGCCUCAGCAAGAAGUUUGGGGGCUUCAGCCGCAAGCUGGGGGAGCGGGCGGCCCCCGAGGACUACCCGGGGCUGGGGCGGGCAGGCGACGGGGGCGAGGAGCCCACGGGUGCCAGGGCCGAGGGGCAGGAGCUGGCGGAGCUACACAAGCGUUACGGCGGCUUCAUGCGCCGGAUCCGACCCAAGCUCAAGUGGGACAAUCAGAAGCGGUACGGGGGCUUCCUGCGGCGGCAGUUCAAGGUGACCACGCGGUCGGACGAAGACCCCAGCACCUACUCAGGGGAGGUCUCGGACCUAUAGAGCCGGCCGUGCGACAGGCGGCAUCACGGUCCCCACGCUGCCGGCCCGGACUGCGCCGUCACCCCCAGCCCCCGCCCAGCCCAGCGCGACCAGCGUCAUCCCUGCCUCGUCCCCCCAGGGGACCGUGGGUCCCCAUCCCCAGUUGUCCCUCUCUGGUUCACCUGCCCAUCCCUUAGGGACCCUUGUGCAUCGAGGGGACGAUGCCACCCCUCCGGCUGCUGGCGGUGUGGCUGCGGGUCCAGCCCCAGGGCUCCUGGGGACAAAUCGAGGGGGGGGAACCCCAUGUAUCUUCCACCCUCCCGCGGCUGCAGAAGUGCAGCAGGGUCUGGAAACCGUCACAGCUGAUGUACAGGGCAAUGGCCUCUGAGCACCGGGAAGGAUGAGCUGGGGCAGGAUCAAGCCCUCGGGGCUCGUAGAUGGCUCACGCAGCCAGCACAGCUGUGGGGAGAGGUGGCUGGGCAGGGCUGGACCCGCGGCACCAUCACCGGGGCAGGCAGCCGGCCGAGAACGACCCCGACUCUCCUCCCCGAGCCGCUCGCCGUAUCCCACCCGUCCCAGCGCCCGCCUGGUGCCCCUGGGUUUCCCCCCUCUGAGAAGACCCCCGGAGGCAGGGUCCGACCCACGCCCCGGCCCCCGCUCCCCCCGCAGCCAAUAAAAGGCAGAUGCCAACGA
Messenger RNA from Harpia harpyja (harpy eagle), 1540 nucleotides. RefSeq names its product prodynorphin (gene PDYN). The transcript is spliced from 2 exons. The record is from RefSeq and is a predicted model, not a curated record. Gene Ontology annotation, cellular component: axon terminus; neuronal cell body; plasma membrane. The coding region runs from base 170 to 868 and encodes 232 amino acids. NCBI's taxonomy places the organism in Eukaryota, Metazoa, Chordata, Aves, Accipitriformes, Accipitridae. Gene Ontology annotation, molecular function: opioid receptor binding. Gene Ontology annotation, biological process: sensory perception; neuropeptide signaling pathway; chemical synaptic transmission.